This is a messenger RNA of Actinia tenebrosa (Australian red waratah sea anemone), 2200 nucleotides long. Its product is annotated as major facilitator superfamily domain-containing protein 12. Gene Ontology annotation, cellular component: plasma membrane. NCBI's taxonomy places the organism in Eukaryota, Metazoa, Cnidaria, Anthozoa, Actiniaria, Actiniidae. Gene Ontology annotation, molecular function: symporter activity. The record is from RefSeq and is a predicted model, not a curated record. Gene Ontology annotation, biological process: carbohydrate transport.
AUUUGGUUGAAAUUUAGGAUUUCCCGACUGGGCGAUGUGCCUUAGCCUGAAUUACUAUUAUUUCCUAAAAUUCUAAAAGUCAUGAGUUGGCUGUACUCUGAUCAAGGCGAUCAUUUCCGUUCUGGUGCAACCUUGGUGACGUGCAUGGUGUGGCAGCACAUAAGCGCUAAUUCAUAAGCCAUAAAAUGAAGUGUCGUAAGGAAGUUAAACGACGCGGUACGCAGAAAGAAAGACUUCCAGUGCGACAGCGAGCAGCUUAUGGUGUCGGUCACAUCCUCAACGAUCUCACAUCGAGCGUCUCGUUCACAUAUCUCGUCAUCUACUUGACAAAGGUAGCGCAACUUUCCAACCGUUACACAGGACUGGUCAUCUUGUUUGGGCAGAUUGCCGAUGCCAUAUCUAACUGGACAACUGGGAUUGUUAGCGAUAGGACAAUAUCUCGGUAUGGCCGAAGAAAGAAGUGGCAUCUUGUUGGAACACUUACCGUUACCGCUUGUUUUCCAUUGCUCUUGAUCCGUGUUCUUGACCCUCAAACAUCUGAAUUGCUCAGGUUUGGGUAUUUCGUAGUUGUUAUAUUUGGAUUUCAGUGUGGUUGGGGAUGUGUACAAGUUAGUCAUCUGUCUUUGAUACCAGAGAUUUCAAACCAGGGGGACGAAAGAAUGGAGUUGAACGUCAUAAGGACUACUCUGACAUUUGUAUGUGGCAUUUACGUCUACUUAGUGACGUGGGUUUUACUUGGUCAAAGCUCUGAGCGGAAGAUUACUCCAAAUGUAUGGAAGGAAUUCAUGUAUUUGUCUUUCAUCAUCUUGAUAACUGGUAAUCUGUGCAACAUCAUCUUUCACGUCAUCAUCAAAGAACCAUCUUCCCCAGGAUUUUUAAAGAAACAACAGGAAAAACAUUCUGCGUCGAAUUUGGAAAAAGAUGAAAACGUGCUGGAAAAUCUUGUCUCCAAUUCCAGGAACGAAGCAGUAGAAGUGCUUGCCAGUGAAGACGAUUCUGUCGACAAAAACACCAAUAAACUGAGUACGAAAACUAAGAUACAAUGGCUGAAGACCCCAGCGUUCCUAAAGACUGCAUCGAUUUAUGUGUGUUCUAGAGUAGUGAUCAGGAUAUCGCAGACCUAUCUUGCCAUCUACCUCACGGAAACACUGGACUUUGACAAGGAAGCGACUGCAUACUUUCCUCUAGUGGUUCUGGUAAGCUGUGCAGUGUCCAGUUUGAGUAUUAAACCUUUGAGUGCAAGGCUUGGGCACAAGAUAUCAUUUUUGAUUGGCACAUGCUGUAGCCUUGGCGCAAGUGCAUGGUUCUUUAUACAAACUGUGGAAAGCCGUAAUGCUGUUUAUGCGGCGACGGUUCUCAUAGGCAGCGGUAGCUCCAUGAUGCUAGUCACGUCUUUGUCUAUGAUCGCCGAUCUUAUUGGCGAUGACAAGUCAUCAGGUGCUUUUGUUUACGGUGUGUGCGCCCUCACUUAUAAGCUGACCAGCGGUGUUGUCAUAGCAAUUAUACAAGAACUGAAUCCACAAGAACACAGCGUGAAGGAAUGCGGCCUGGAAUGCGGCCAAUAUGUUCGACUGGUUUACAGUAUUGUACCUGGAACAUCAGCGAUGAUCGCAUUGAUCAUAAUGACUCUUUGUUUUAAGUCCCAGCUUGAUUGUAAAAUGAGAGCGAUAGUCCUUGAUGUUGAAGUACAAGCAGAUUUGGAUAAAGAAUUGCCAUGGGUGAAACGGUCCAGCCAAGAGAAUCUCAAAACAAGAAAUUCCGUAAGCAUGGAACAAAAGAAUGAAAGUGAUCCUGAUACCGUUCAAACUAGUGGGUACCAUAGCAACAGAAUGACGCAAUCGAUUGAAACUAGUGUUUAAUCAUCAACCAGCCGGCUUGGACCAGAUUGAUGAUCGCUGACCAGAAGAUGUGAGGGCGCAUGCUAAACCAUCAUAUCUUCCAAAUUUCUCUAUGUCAGUUUUCAUUUAAAACCAUUGGAAUUAGCAAAUUUCCGAUGGUAUCUUGUGUUAUGUUCUCUUAUUUACAACGAUAUGACGUCAACAGUUGGUCAUAAUGUGGCACUAGCAGUAGCCACUGUUUGGGGCUCUGAUGGGCCGGCUUGGACAGAGUGCGAGGGUUUCUAUAUAUAUAUAUAUUUCUAUAUUUUAUGUUUGGAAAUUCAUUGUAAAGCGUUAUAGAGUGAAAUAUAUAACGCUAUAGA